AUGGACGCAGCAGACGCUGGAGGAGACGGCGGCGUUCCUCACCUGGUAUUUCUUCCCACGCCAGGUAUGGGUCACCUCAUCCCCUUAGCCGAGUUCGCGAAGCGCCUGGUUCUCCAUCACCGGAUCACGGCCACCUUCAUCACCGGCGACGUCUUCUCCAAGUCCCAGAUGGCCCUUCUCGACCGCCUCCCCAGGGGGAUCGAAAACGUGGUUCUCCCCGAUGUGAGCCUGGACGAUAUCCCCUCCAAUGCCAAGGCCGAGACCGUGAUCUCCGUCUGCGCAGUCCGCGCCCUCCCCGCCGUCCGCGGUGUCCUCGGAGAGCUCAAGAAGACCACAAACCUGGUCGCCCUCGUCAGCGAUCUCUUCGGAGGCUUUGCUCUCGAAGUCGCCCGAGAAUUUGGUAUCCGGCCGUACAUCUUCUUCACAACCACCGGCAUGUCGCUCUCUCUCUUCCUGCGGCUACCUGAGCUUGAUGCUCAGACCAGCGGCGAGUACAGGGAUCUCCCGGAUCUCAUAAGGCUGCCUGGAUGCAUCCCUCUCCACGGAAGUGAUCUCCUGAACCCCAUCCAGGACAGGAAGAAUGAGGCCUACACCUGGCUCCUGAGGCAAAGCAGCCGGUAUCGGCUGGCCGCCGGAAUAUUCCUCAACAGCUUCGAGGGCCUGGAAGGAGGGGCCAUUAGGGCCCUCACGGCGGAUCCCGGAAAUCCCACGAUCUACCCUGUCGGCCCGAUCGUGCGGAACGGAGGUGAGGAAUCGGAUAGAGACUCAUCCGGCUGCGUGGCGUGGCUUGACGAGCAGCCGCGCGGAUCGGUGCUGUUCGUGUCCUUCGGCAGCGGGGGGACCCUGCCGCUGGAGCAGCUGACGGAGCUGGCGCUGGGGCUGGAGGCGAGCGGGGAGCGGUUCCUCUGGGUUGUGCGCAGUCCCCGCGAGAAAAGGGCAGACUCCGCCUUCUUCAGCGUCCACAGCUCGAACGACCCGUUCGCCUUCUUGCCCGAGGGUUUCGUCGAGAGGACCAAGAGGUUGGGACUGGUGGUGUCGUCGUGGGCGCCGCAGGUGAAGAUCCUCCGGCACGAGUCCACGGGCGGGUUCCUCACGCACUGCGGCUGGAACUCAUCGCUGGAGAGCGUCGUCCACGGCGUGCCGAUGAUCGCGUGGCCCCUCUACGCCGAGCAGAAGAUGAACGCCGUCCUGCUGGUGGAGGAUGUGAAGGUGGCGCUGCGGCCGCGCGCUGGAGAGGACGGCAUCGUGGGAAGGGGGGAGGUGGCGCAAGUAGUGAAGAGCCUGAUGGAGGGGGAAGACGGGAAGCGGCUGCGCGAGCGGCUGCGCGAGGUCCAGGAAGAGGGCGCGAGGGGCCUAACAGAGGGAGGGGCAUCGUACAGGGCUAUUGCCGCGGCGGCCGACGAGUGGAAGAGGGCCUGCUCCCCCGCACCGUAG
Spirodela intermedia is the source of this 1434-nucleotide messenger RNA. The record is from the annotation of a GenBank genome assembly. Lineage: Eukaryota; Viridiplantae; Streptophyta; Magnoliopsida; Alismatales; Araceae.